Messenger RNA from Triticum dicoccoides, 1114 nucleotides. Its product is annotated as probable nicotianamine synthase 2. The transcript has a single exon. The coding region runs from base 95 to 991 and encodes 298 amino acids. The record is from RefSeq and is a predicted model, not a curated record. NCBI's taxonomy places the organism in Eukaryota, Viridiplantae, Streptophyta, Magnoliopsida, Poales, Poaceae. Gene Ontology annotation, molecular function: nicotianamine synthase activity. Gene Ontology annotation, biological process: nicotianamine biosynthetic process.
UUCCAUAGCUCACCAAGCAGCCCGAUCCACCACUCCACUCCACUCCACUCCUGUGCCUCAGAGUUCAUCAAGUACUCGUCAGGUACCAGGUAAAAUGGAUGCCCAGAACAAGGAGGUCGACGCCCUGGUCCAUAAGAUCACCGGCCUCCACGCCGCCAUCGCCAAGCUGCCGUCCCUCAGCCCAUCCCCCGAUGUCGACGCGCUCUUCACCGACCUGGUCACCGUGUGCGUGCCCCCGAGCCCCGUGGACGUGACCAAGCUCGGCCCGGAGGCGCAGGAGAUGCGGGAGGGCCUCAUCCGCCUCUGCUCCGAGGCCGAGGGGAAGCUGGAGGCGCACUACUCCUACAUGCUCGCCGCCUUCGACAACCCGCUCGACCACCUCGGCAUCUUCCCCUACUACAGCAACUACAUCAACCUCAGCAAGCUCGAGUACGAGCUCCUGGCGCGCUACGUGCCCGGCGGCAUCGCCCCGGCCCGCGUCGCCUUCAUCGGCUCCGGCCCGCUGCCGUUCAGCUCCUACGUCCUCGCCGCCCGCCACCUGCCCGACACCAUGUUCGACAACUACGACCUGUGCGGCGCGGCCAACGACCGCGCGAGCAAGCUGUUCCGCGCCGACAAGGACGUGGGCGCCCGCAUGUCUUUCCACACCGCCGACGUCGCGGACCUCGCUGGCGAGCUCGCCGCGUACGACGUCGUCUUCCUGGCCGCGCUCGUGGGCAUGGCUGCCGAGGACAAGGCCAAGGUGAUCGCGCACCUCGGCGCGCAUAUGGCGGACGGGGCGGCCCUCGUCGUGCGCAGCGCGCACGGCGCGCGUGGGUUCCUGUACCCGAUCGUCGAUCCCCAGGACAUCGGUCGCGGCGGGUUCGAGGUGCUGGCCGUGUGUCACCCCGACGACGACGUGGUGAACUCCGUCAUCAUCGCACAGAAGUCCAAGGACAUGCAUGCCAAUGAACACCGCAACGGGCGUGGUGGACAGUACGCACGGUGUUAGCAAUAAUCUUGCGUCAAGUUAGAAGAUGGCAUGUAGUAGUGAGUUCAUGUACUAGUAUCGUGGCUAAGAAAGGAGAAAAAGAAAUAAAGAGAAAGAGAGGCACGACACGUGUCUUUGGCAAAA